This is a messenger RNA of Exophiala bonariae, 2223 nucleotides long. RefSeq lists its product as uncharacterized. The coding region runs from base 1 to 2223 and encodes 740 amino acids. Lineage: Eukaryota; Fungi; Ascomycota; Eurotiomycetes; Chaetothyriales; Herpotrichiellaceae. Gene Ontology annotation, molecular function: RNA binding; protein binding; RNA nuclease activity. The transcript is spliced from 3 exons. The record is from RefSeq and is a predicted model, not a curated record. Gene Ontology annotation, biological process: RNA processing.
AUGCGAAUAUUGCUGGAUCUCGGGACCGAACCUGAUACAUAUAAUUCGAGGAAUGAUACACCACUUCAUUCCGCAGACUUGAAUCUAAUCGAUUUGAAUGAUGAGACGCCUUUACAUCUUGCUGCUGCCAAUAACCACUGUCGUGUUUUUUGGCACCUACUCGAGCAUGGUGCUGAUGUUGAUGCCUCGGAAUUAAAUGGCGCUGCUUUGCAGAUAGCAUCAGGCAAAGGUCAAUCCGAGAUAGUCAAUAUGCUGCUAGUCGAAGGAGCUGAAGUCAAUGGUCCAUUUCGAUUUCGAUUGGGUAUCGCAUUGGAAAGAGCAUCUUUAUCUGGAUCGGUUGAGACUGUACGGAAGCUUUUGCAACAUGAGGCUACCGUGAAUGUUCGAAGUGGAAGGUAUGGAAGUUCCCUCCAAGCCGCAUGUGCGAGUGGUCGCUUACACAUUGUGGAACCCUUGCUUGACCACGACUCAGACGUCCAUGCUCGUGGAGGUAUAUUUGGCUCUGCUCUUCAAGCUGCUUCGUCAAAAGGUUCUUACCAAGCAGUAAAGCUCGUUUUAGAAAGAGGAGCUGAUGUUAACAAUCAGUGUGGAAGAUAUGGCAGUGCUCUUCAAGCUGCAUUGGUGGCAAAGACCCCCCCGACUAUGCGUGAUUGGUCGAGCGGUUCCGACCAGAGUCAUUCGACUGAAGAAGAGCCCAUCCCAACGGCUCUGGAAGAAGAUGAUUUCCAAAGGACCGUCAAGAUAUUAUUGGAUAACGCGGCAAAUGUCAACGCUCCGGGGAAAUAUGCAACUGCCCUACAGAACACUUCACUCAAAGGGUAUAAAGUUAUUGUGGAAACGAUUAUUGAAAAAGGUGCAAAUUUGGAUGCUGCAGAAGGAGAUCACAGUCCACCGCUUAUACUAUCCUCAAACAACAACCACCUCGAAGUUUGUCAAGCCCUUCUACGUCAAGGUGUCGACUUCAAUCAACAUGAUAAAUACGGACACACCGCAUUGCACUACGCUUCCGGGCAAGGUAAUGCUGAGAUAAUUUAUACUCUCCAAGGCGCUGGUGCUCUCUGCCGAUCAUGUCCAAACUGUGGCUUUACACCAGUCCAUGAGGCAGCUUGGAAAGGCCAGAGUCGAUGUCUUACCGCGCUGUCUGAAGGGAAAGCCGACUUAAAUGCCUGCGAUAGAUUCGGAAAGACGCCACUAUCCUGUGCUUUAGGGAAAUCUCACGGGAAGACCAUCGACCUUUUGCUAUCAUAUGGCAUGCGCAUUGAUAUUCGCGACUUGGCAGGCAGAAUGCCUCUGGACUGGGCGAUAUCGAUAGGAGGUUCAUACCUGACUGAUUUGUUUCCAAAAGCGGCCUGUCCGACACCUGAAGCCCUCCAGCAUCAACUCCGAGUACAAUCACUUGCCGAUCUUGGGGCCGAAUUUCGCAAAUCCUCCUUUAAGGAUCCUAAUCUAUUCUACCAUAUUGGCCAUUGUCUUUUGCUUCUGGGCGACAAUCCACCUGCUCGAGUUGCUCUACAAGAGUCAGUGUAUUACACCAACUUCUGUUAUGAUUGUUUUGCAACAUACAACGCAAGAGAAUACACCAGCCGCCCUUGCAGGAAUCAUAAAUUCUUGAGAAUCAUUGAUGAUGACUCUUUAGAAGAAUUGAACGACGAAGUUUUCCCACCCGAAGUCAAUGAUAACCAGGUCGUGAAUAAUUUCGAACCCAUGAGACCCGUAGAACAAGACUGGGAUAUUUCUCCCGAAAAUGAUCAUGAUGAUGAUCUAUCGAGGGACGAAUUUUCCGAAGAUGAAAGAUCUUCAGAUAGAGAUAUUUGCUAUGCUGGGCCACGCGAAGCGAAACACAUGGACACGUUAUCACACGACGAAAUCGAUAAUCUUGAAGAGAGCAUCGGUGAAACUACGGUAUUGAAAUCCAACCAAACGGUUCGAAGAGACAAUUUCAUGGAUACCGACGAAGAAGUCAACGUACAUGACGUUGAUGAAAUUCGACAAGAGGAAAAGCUUAGACAAACUGAAGAUCAAUCUGAAGUAUUGGAUAUUGGGAGAUUCCUGAAUCAACAUGAUCAGAGUGAGAUUAAGGAGGAUGACAGUCUAGUCGAUGUCGACCACAUCCGUGUUUUCAGACGUGCGAUCGAACAAGAAGACGAGCGUGAUGAUUCCCUCGUCUUGCAGGAGGAUAAUGACUCCAGAUUAAUCCUGGUUCAACACAGACUUGAGUAUUAG